CACUAUUUGAGCGAUACCCACCCGGGUUUCCACCAUAAAUGCAAAAAGUGAAUUGUAAUAAAAAAAAAAAAUCGAGUCAGCCAGUAGAUGAUGCGUUAUACCCCCACCCCCAAGUCUCGUCACCCUCUGCAACCCAGCAAUCCCAGCAUCGACGAGAGUCGUUCGAUAAAUUAGGCGCGAAAAAAGUUGUGUUAAGUGGUUAUUGCAACAAUAGGAUUGACAACAACAAACACGUGGUUGCAAAAUGCCACGGGUUAAGGGAUCACCGAAGAAAUGUGUUAAAACAGCGAAUACCAAUUCGCCGAGUAAUACGUGGGUUUUUCUUAUGAAAGGAGAUGGUGUCAGUGGAUCUGACGGAAGUCCUCCAGACAUCGUGAAACUCCGUCACCCAGCGACAAACCAACCAGCAAUGUUUGUCUUCAGUCCUGGUGACCAAACAGUUCAAGAAGUUCUGACAUUCGACGAGAACAAGCGCUCGUGGUUCAUCGACGAGAACGUCAAGUCCGAUGGAAAAAUGCACUUGUCAACCCCCAUCGACCCCAUCUUCCUGGUGCUACCGUACCUGAGGAAGGCACAACAAGUGCUGCCCCUUGACCAGUGCCUCAGGGAUGAGGAUUAUCCCGAGACAAUAAGACUUGCUAGAUGCCAGAGUCUCAAAGUUUCACUGGUGGCAGACAGAAAGGGAGACGAGUCAUACCAGGCAUACAAGUACAACGAGGAAAAAACACUCGGUUGGCUCCAAAAAAAAGUCGAGAGGGUUGCCGAUGUACUUAGACAGAAGGGCAUUCAUGUCAGCCAAGGAGCUGUCAGUGCCAAUUACGUCAAGAGUACCAAAUACGAGGCAGGGACUGAUAGCGAAUACCUGAAAUACGCCCACGGUAUCGUCUCGGAAUAUCUCACCGAGGAUUUAUCAAAGAAACUUGCCCAAAACAUGAACCUACCCGAAGAAGAGAACAAAAAUAAACGCAAGCUCAUGAGUCCCAAGGAAGUUCCUGAGGAGAAACGACAGAAGAAGGACUCGCUGGACGACGAGUCCCCCAGGACACGAGCUCUCGAUCUCACGAAACCAGAAAAGCCCCAGAAACCCCAAACCGUCUCAAAAAAGGAAAUAGCAAGGCAAAAAGCAGCUGCUAGCUCAAAAAGCAUCACAAGUUUCUUCAAGAAAAAAUGAGUUACCAAAAGACUGUUCUCACGCGUUCCUAUCAACUGCUAUUAGAAAUUCCAAAGUUCAACCGAACGAAGGGAACUAAAAUUUCAUUCGAGUACGAAAGAGGAACGCUUCCGACAUAUUUCUCAAGCUGUUGCUCAAGCAUUUCCCUAAACUAGCGAACAAAACGAAAUUAAAAUACAACCACCAAUUAAUUUACCAAUCUGUUCAUCCAUACAUUUCUGUAAAUAGUAAUGUUAAUUAUUUCAACUUAAGAAGAAUGUUAUACUUUGUAUAAAUUUUUAUCGUUGAACACAAGCAAUUUGCUAUAAUUUAUCUCAGCCAAAUUAACUUGUUCGAUAUGAUGUAGAUUUCAGAGGAAACAUUUCUAUUGCUGUCCAUCAAUGCGUCAUCUUACGAUUAAAUUUAUUAAUAAGAAAUUAAAUUACUCUCCGCAUUCCGAUAAAAUCGGAUUUGCCCCAAUAAACAUGUGUUAUCGUGAAAUUUA
Messenger RNA from Fopius arisanus, 1655 nucleotides. Its product is annotated as ribonuclease H2 subunit B. Gene Ontology annotation, biological process: RNA catabolic process. The record is from RefSeq and is a predicted model, not a curated record. Gene Ontology annotation, cellular component: nucleoplasm; ribonuclease H2 complex. NCBI's taxonomy places the organism in Eukaryota, Metazoa, Arthropoda, Insecta, Hymenoptera, Braconidae. Bases 245 to 1171 code for a protein of 308 amino acids. The transcript is spliced from 4 exons.